This is a messenger RNA of Andrographis paniculata, 1923 nucleotides long. Its product is annotated as protein ALP1-like. Bases 244 to 1659 code for a protein of 471 amino acids. The transcript has a single exon. NCBI's taxonomy places the organism in Eukaryota, Viridiplantae, Streptophyta, Magnoliopsida, Lamiales, Acanthaceae. The record is from RefSeq and is a predicted model, not a curated record.
GCCCUAACCGAUUCCUCUGUCUCCGUCACUGUCAUCCUCUCUCUCUCUCUCUCUCUCUCUCUCAUACCUCAUCCACAAGAAUUCCUCAACCCCCCAUCCCUGACCCUUUUCCUCUUCUGUUCACACUAAUCAAUUACCCAACUCUCUCUCCCUCACAUUCUCGCAUUUCGUCGAACACCUUCACUGCAUGUUUCUUGCUUAGCUUUCACUCACUGAUCAGAGGAGAAGAAGAAGAAGAAGGAGAUGAUGGUCAAGAGGCGCCGCAAGGAUAUUCCCCAACACCCCGACCCUCAAGACAGAGGAGGAGGCCUCAACCAGAUCGUCUCGUCUUUGGCUUUGCUUGAGAAACAAGAAGAAGAAGAAGCGACGCAGAAACACAAACGCAAACCCAAAGAUGACGAAGAUGAAGACGAAGACGAAGACGAAGAUAAUCGAGCCAGCCGGGAUGAAAUCCACCGAGGGCUCCCCCACCAAUUACUCCCAAUCCAGGGCAACCCCGAUACGAUGGAUUAUUACUCCAAUCCCCGGGAUUUCCAUCGACGCGGCAACAAAUCCGCCAAGACCGAGGAUUCCCCCUCCGACAAAACCGCGCCCCAGCGCCGGCUGUGGGUGAAGAACAGGUCCAAGGACUGGUGGGAUCAGUGCAACAGUCCCGACUUCCCCGAGGAGGAAUUCAAGAAAGCCUUCAGAAUGGGCAAGGCCACAUUUGACUUCAUCUGCAGCGAAUUGAGCUCCGUCGUCGCCAAGGAGAACACCAUGCUGAGGGACGCCGUCCCCGUCCGGCAGCGCGUCGCCGUCUGCAUCUGGCGCCUCGCCACCGGCGAGCCACUCCGCCUCGUCUCCAAGAAAUUCGGGCUGGGAAUAUCCACCUGCCACAAGCUCGUGCUGGAGGUCUGCUCCGCGAUCAGGAACGUGCUGAUGCCCAAGUACCUCCGAUGGCCGAACGAGGACGGGCUGGCCAGGAUCCAGGAGGAGUUCGAGUCCAUGUCCGCCAUUCCCAGCGUGAUCGGGUCAAUGUACACCACGCACAUCCCCAUCAUAGCCCCCAAGAACAGCGUCGCCGCCUACUUCAACAGGCGGCACACCGAGAGGAAUCAGAAGACCUCCUAUUCCAUCACCAUCCAGGGCGUGGUCGAUCCCAAGGGAGUCUUCACCGAUGUCUGCAUCGGAUACCCAGGCUCCAUGCCUGACGACCAGGUGCUGGAGAAGUCCACGCUUUUCCAGCGGGCCGGCACCGGAUUCUACAAGGGCGUCUGGAUCGUGGGGGGCGCCGGGUACCCUCUGAUGGAUUGGGUGUUGGUGCCCUACACGCACCAGCAUUUGACAUGGACGCAGCACGCUUUCAAUGAGAAGAUUGGGGAGAUUCAGAGGCUGGCUAAGGGCUCCUUCGGGAGGCUCAAGACUAGGUGGGGCUGCCUGCAGAAGAGGACCGAGGUGAAGCUGCAGGACCUGCCGGUGGUGCUCGGGGCGUGCUGCGUCCUGCACAACAUCUGCGAGAUGAGGAACGAGGACUUGGAUUCGGUCCCGGAGUUUGAGCUUGUGGAUGAUGAGAUGGUUCCUGAGAUUGGAUUGAGGUCGGCCAAUGCGAUGAAGGCGAGGGAUACAAUUGCGCAUAACCUCUUGCAUCACAACCACGCCGGCACAUCAUUCCUGUCCUAGAAGAAGAAGAAAUCUAGAGUUAAAGAUAAGAAAAACAUUCCUAGCUCCUUAAAUUAUAUGACAAACACACUACACAGAUGGUAUUUUAUUCAGUUCAAUUUCUUUCGGGAGAAACAGUUAGGUGAAAUACUUACUUGGACAGAUUCUUUUAUUACUUUGAUGAUUUGCUAUACCUCAAAGGGUUGUAUUUUGUGGACCGGCUGACACACCAUGAUUCAUACAAAUAUUGUCACCAUUCAUGUUUGCAAGUGUUCUUUCCUGUGA